Messenger RNA from Parascedosporium putredinis, 627 nucleotides. NCBI's taxonomy places the organism in Eukaryota, Fungi, Ascomycota, Sordariomycetes, Microascales, Microascaceae. The record is from the annotation of a GenBank genome assembly.
AUGUUGAGCGAGUCCAUAAUGGAUAUUCAGGGCACAGUGAUCUGCACGGGCGCGCGUCAUACCCAUCAGGAAACCCGGGACAAGGAGAAAACCGAUCCCCACGCACGAGCCCACCCAAAGCAGAAGAAUGCGUCUGUUCAAGGCUCUCGCCGCCGCGGCCUGACCGGCCUCGUCGCGGCCGAUGCUGUCAAUGACCUAGAGACCAAGGGCCGUGCCGCCCUCGACGCCGUCAUUGAGAGCUCUACCACGUGUAGCAAGGACAAGCUCAAGGUCCGCAGAGAGUGGGGAGAUAUCAGCACCACCGAGCGCAAGGCUUACCUCGACGGAGUGCUGUGCCUCCUGAACACACCCUCCAAGCUCGAUCCCGCUCGUUACCCCGGCGCCAAGAACCGCUACGAUGACUUUGUCGUUGUUCACAUGAACCAGACCCUCUCCAUCCAUGGAACCGGUAACUUCCUCGUGUGGCACCGCUACUACGUGUGGGCCUGGGAGAACGUCAUGAGGACCGAGUGUGGCUAUGAAGGAACCCAGCCCUACUGGGACUACGGCCGCUGGGCCGAGGAUCCUCUUUCCUCGCCUCUCUUCGACGGAAGCGAGACUUCGCUUGGCGGAAACGGCGCCCCGUAA